ACUUAGCAACAACUCGAACCAUACAUAUGCGGAUAAACACAGUAUUCUGAACGUAUAAGGCAUAAAUACCUGGAAGUCGAUUGAUACAGCAAUGGUUCCUUCGACUUCAUCUCGACCAGUAGGCCCUCUGGUCACCCUGCCUAUCCCCGCGCUUCGGCCGUCUCGAAACACCACUCUUCGCGGCCGUACAGUCCUCCUAGAACCCCUCACAGAGUCACACGCAAACGAUCUCUUCGCGAUUGUCGGAGGAACAGAUCCCAUACAUGCUCCUCUAUGGGAUUACAUGGGCGAUGGACCAUACGGAACGUUCGAUGAAUUCCGCGUCGCAAUAGCAGCCAAAGCGCGCUCCGAAGAUCCAUUCUUUUAUGCCGUCUUCAAAACAUCCUCCACCCCGGAAACCGAGGUCAAAAAAGAAUUAGUCGGCUACCUAGCUCUAAUGCGUUUCGCGACAUCAGAUCUUUGCGUCGAGAUUGGCAACAUUCUCUUCUCGCCUGCUUUGCAGCGCACCACAGCUGCAACUGAAACUGUCUAUCUAGCUGCUCGAUAUGUCUUUGAGGAUCUUGGCUACCGUAGGCUGGAAUGGAAAUGCAAUGCUCUAAAUGAACCGUCGAAGCGUGCAGCGAUGAGAUUUGGUUUCCGCUACGAAGGCCUGUUUAGACAGCACAUGAUUGUCAAAGGAAGAAGUCGAGACACGGCAUGGUUUGCUAUUUUGAAGGAUGAGUGGGAAGGAGAGAAAGGGUGCAAACAGGCCAUGGAGAGGUGGUUGGAUAGGGAGAACUUUGAUGAGAAUGGGCUGCAGAAAAAGAAGCUGGAGGAGUUUAGAGCGUAGUAGUCUGGAAACAUGGGCAUGUGGCUGUAUUUCAUAGGGCGAGUUGCAAACCUGCUGUGUUCCGAUGCUGCUUCUCUGUACAAACCGGAUAGCAACUACAACGGAAAGCUACAUAGAUCCACCUGCAUGGGAUCAAAGAAGACGGGAGUAGAACCGUGGAACGGUGUAAUUAGGUGAGUGUUCAGUUCAGCUCUAGACAGCUGCGAUAUUGGGAUAGAGUCGAGCAGCAUAAAUAGCUGAUAUGUUCCGGUGUCAGUUAGUUCUUCAAGCAAUCCAGAGAUCAUUCCCUUUUUCAUAUUCUCCUUCAGAAUCUUUGCUUCC
Paecilomyces variotii is the source of this 1150-nucleotide messenger RNA. Its product is annotated as putative GNAT family acetyltransferase. The record is from RefSeq and is a predicted model, not a curated record. Gene Ontology annotation, molecular function: protein N-terminal-serine acetyltransferase activity; protein-N-terminal-alanine acetyltransferase activity. The coding region runs from base 92 to 829 and encodes 245 amino acids. The transcript has a single exon. NCBI's taxonomy places the organism in Eukaryota, Fungi, Ascomycota, Eurotiomycetes, Eurotiales, Thermoascaceae.